This is a messenger RNA of Vigna unguiculata (cowpea), 1243 nucleotides long. Its product is annotated as chaperone protein dnaJ C76, chloroplastic-like. Gene Ontology annotation, molecular function: iron ion binding; electron transfer activity. The record is from RefSeq and is a predicted model, not a curated record. Lineage: Eukaryota; Viridiplantae; Streptophyta; Magnoliopsida; Fabales; Fabaceae.
AUAAUAAUAAUGUUUAUGGCUGAGAUUGUUUCCAAUAUUUUACAACUGCAGCAACCCAAGUUCACAUAUUGAUUGGAACAAGGUUCUUCUGAGUGGAAUUUGGUUUGGAAUUAUGGCUCAGUUAUUGUCUCCAGUGUGUAUGGAGGCACUGAAAAUCCACAACCCAUCAUUGAAUUUGUGUUCAAGAGGCUCAUGGCGGAUGCUGGUGAAGACUCCAAGUCAUUGCACUUUUGUGACACAAAGUGGUAAGCGAAGAGGGUGUGGCAGAGUAAGGGUUACUGCUGAGGAUUCAGUUUCUCCCACUGAUACCAUUGCAGAUGAUUAUUAUGCAGUUCUGGGUCUGCUUCCUGAUGCCUCACCAGAGCAGAUCAAGAAGGCAUACUACAAUUGCAUGAAAUCUUGCCACCCUGACUUGAGUGGCAAUGAUCCUGAGACCACAAAUUUCUGCAUGUUCAUUAAUGAAGUGUACACGGUGCUAAGUGAUCCCAUCCAGCGCAGGAUUUAUGAUGAAAUUCAUGGCUAUUCUUUAACUUCAAUCAAUCCUUUCCUCGAUGAUUCAAGCCCAAGGGAUCAUGUCUUUGUUGAUGAGUUCAGCUGCAUAGCCCCUGAUGUGUUUGCCAUUGAAGAGGACUUUGGAAGAGCCAGAGCAUUCAACCAAUGUGGGAACCCUGAUUUAGUUCAACAGGCCAUUGACAGUUGCCCUGUUAGCUGCAUUCAUUGGACAUCUGCUGCACAACUAUCAUUACUUGAAGAUGAGAUGCGCCGUGUAGAACGUGUUAAUGUUGCCCUGAUGGUAUCAGGAAUGGGAACAGCAUCAAUUGAUGUUUUCAGAAUGGCAAGUUCUAGAUGGGAAAAGAGGCAAUCAAAAGUCUUGGAAAAGGCAAAAUUUAGAAUGAUGAAGCAAGAAGGUUCUGAUAAGAAAAAUUCAUACUGGGACAAUCUGUGGGGCAAACAAAAAGACUACCAAAGUUCAGAUGAGGAAGUUGCAGAAAGAGCAAGAAGAGCUGCUUCAGCAGCACGAAGAUGGAGGGAAUAUUCAAGGAAAGGUGUUGAUAAUCCUCUGACAUUUAAACUCCCAGAAGCAAACCCUACCAAGGAAAAAUGAACAUUACUUAAUUUACCUUCUGUAUAAUUUACUCCCAUGUAAUUAAUUCAUUUAUAGCCUCUCAUGAAACUAUAUGCAUCAACUAUAGUUAUACAAUAUAAGAAAACUAUUACUAACUCUUUUUACUUUUUUGGUUAA